CUGAAUGGUAUAGUUACGUGGCUUUCAGUGAGAGAGAGACGCCUUUAUUCACACACCUCACGCUCCUUCCUUUUACAGACAUUGGUGGAACCCUUAAUGCAACAUUCAUAUGGAUGAACUGUUGAUGAAUGCAACAAGCCAGUUGAUAACCAUUUUGGGAUGUAUGAGGAAAGGUCGGCCUCCAGAAGUCAAGGGAGAAACCAUUGCUUGUGAGGAUCAACAGCUGAUGCUCAACAUAACCUCAUUCUCUUCAAAGACAGUGGAAGAUUUUAUUUUGAUACCAUUUCCUGAACCAGACAUAUGGUUUUUGGCUCUACAAACUAUCUGUUUCUAUAGGGGGAUUAGGACCCCUUGCAUCAUUGAUCAAGCGAUGGUCAGUGUCGACAUUCGUACGCAACCUUGUGUGUAUGCAGGUGAACAGCCAUGUGGUGAACAUGGUUUAUGUCAAGAAACCCACAGAGGGAUGUUCUUCUUCACGAGUUGUGUUUGCAAAGCUGGAUGGGAAGGCUGGGGAUGUGAAAACGGUGGUGAAGCAAAAGGUUGGACUAUGGUAUUGACAGGGGUUUGUUUUCUGACAGUCAGCAAUAUUUUCUUUUUACCCCCGGCCAUCAUUGCAGUUCGUAGACGUCUCUUCUCCCAAGCGCUUUUGUUCAUCGCCACUAUGAUUGCAUCUGUAUUCUACCAUACCUGUGAUAAUGAAGUGGUGUCUUUUUGUGCUAUGAAGUAUGAAGUGCUACAGUUCACAGAUUUCUUCUUCUCACUCCUCUGUUUUUGGGUAACAGUGGUAGGACUCGGAGAAAUUGAUCAAGCCUUUUGUCCUCUGCUACAUACACUUGGGGUUGUGAUCAUUGCACCUACCGUCCAGUACAGCCGAACUGCUUUAGCAUCAUUUAUAGUGCCCAUGGCUGUAGCAAUAGCAAUUCCAGCUUGUCACAUUGUUUACUGUCGUUGGAGGAAAGGUACCUGGCCAUCUAUCUCGCGCAAACAACUGCUGCACCGCAGCACUGGCAUAAUUUUAGCGCUUUCGGGCCUUAUCAUGUUUGCCCUUGUACAGACCAAAGAUAAUUACAAAUAUGUACACAGCGCUUGGCAUGUUGCCAUCGCACUUUCACUCGUCUUCCUGCUUCCGUCCGGCAAUCCUCGACUUACAGUUAACAGUAACCUGUGCUCAACAGUGCAGCCUCAGAGUCCUAUGAACAAUAGUGAUGCUGAAUUAAUUGAUGUAGGGUUAACAACUGUAGACUACACAGCACACUCUCCUGUAUUCAACGUGACUUCAGAUGUGGCUUUUCUUCUUGACAGUGAUGAUGAUGCCUAUUAGAUGUCCUUGUUCUGAAAAAUAACCCUAUGAAGGUAAAGUAUGAAGGGCGAAUAUUUUCGUAGCAUUCAUUCUCAAAAAUAGAUACAACAAAACUCUGUAGUCUGACUAAAAAAUAAUUUUGCAUCGUAGGUAAUGUUACUCCCUUUAUUAUUGGCGAAUGAUGUCUAAGGUUUCUCCUUUACUGUUUUGAUGUAAAGCUCAGGUGUAAUAGAAAUACACAAGUAUAGAAGAUAUAAAUGGUGCUGGUAUGCGCUGUACAAAUAGCUCUUUAGUUUUCCUCAUGCUUGAUAUGUAUAUUUAACCUUUUGAGGUAUUUGUUCAUUAUCUUACUGAUUUUGUGUAAAUGUUUUUAAUGGUUCUGUGGUUUUAUCAUGAAUAUCAAUAUUCCCUGUAUCCUGGAUUUGUUAGCUAUGUCACAAAUAGUAUAGUCCUUUGUACAUCAGUGGUAGAAUUGACUAUACAAUAUUUUGUAAAUUUUGAAUCAUAGUUCAUCCCACUGUACAGGAUAGGACAGUGCUUAAUAGCUGUUAACGUAAGUCUUAAUGACUUUUCAAUCAUAUUUCAUCAAGAAAAUCAGUAUUUUUAAGGAUACAAAAGGCAGAGAGCUUUCAUGCUUGUAGCUUUCAAGUUAAGGAUAAAAAAGAUGUUAUAGUUAAUAUGAAUCAUAGUUGAAGAUUACUUUAGCUCUGUCAAAGUGUAAUUCAUGGGACAGAUAAACAGUCACAUUUUCAUUCUGUACAUAGGGCAUUUUCAUUACUCGUAAGAUACAUUUUGUGUUUUGAUUCAUGGACUGAGAAUUUUAAUUCACUUCAGAUUUGCCGGUAAAAGAUCACUGAUGUGCUAUGUUUCAUGCUUUUAGUCUAAUAUAAUUCUGCAUCUUGUUUUAUAUAUAAGGAGCUCAUUUUAAGAGAGUACCAUUGUAAAAUACUCCUAACAAAACUGCUCCCAAAUGAAUACCCAGGUUCCAACUGAUUAUGAGACCAGCACAUUUGUUUUGUGAAUUAUAUUUUGAGGCUGUUUUGGCUUUCAAUGUGUUUUGUUUGAUGGGCAAAUUGAACACAUCAUAUGAAGUUAUACUACUGUAUUUCAGAGUCAGUGAUGUGAUGUAAUUGACAUGUGUACCUGUAGGGUGUGUUUUUUUUUUCUUCUUUGUAAAACAGUGGUAUGUUUGCUGUGCUGUGAUAGAAUUAUUUCAAAUAUUUAUGAAUUUAAUUUUACAAAUAUAUUUUAGCUGAAAUAGCAUUUUUAAUAGCUUUAUUAGCUUAGUUCCUUGCACUCUAGUUUUUUUAUUUCUAUGGAGUCCACUUCUUUGAUUUGAACUUGUUUGACAGUACCACAUUAAUAGAUAAAAAUUUUAGAUCAUGGUUAAAGCAGUCAUUAAUUAUAUAGUAUAGUAUCUAGAAGUACAGGAGUCAAUUCCUAGAAUUUUUAAAAUGUAAGUAUUAAGCCUACAUGUAAGAGGUAGUAACCAGUUUCAGUAUGGAACCACUACUGACCUAGAUUUUUAUACCACUGAAACGGGUAAUCAUGAUAUAAUAUUCAUUGACAAAUUUUUAGUAAUAUUCUUUUAACACUGAAGAUAUGAUUAAUAUGAAAUUUUAUUUCUUGGAAAAGCUUGAAAAAGGUUGUCAUUUUACAUAGGUUGGUAUACUUUAUUCAUACUUUCACAUAUGAAGUGAACUUUGGUAUUAGGCUACUGGUAGUAGGUUAGUAUUACAGGAAAUAUAUUAAUUUUGUAUGCCACUGUUGAUAAUAAAGUAAGAUACAUAAUUUUUCAGCUAGAUAAUGACUGAAAUGAAUUCCUGAUUUAACAAUUGAAAGUUUUCUGGAAGACUAUUGUCUUGGUAGACAGUGAAGUUAUGAGUUCUUUGCUGACAGAAGGAAUGAUGUGAUGUAUUGUCGGUCAUAAAGCUAGACAAUGGCAGAAGAAAGUUAGGUCGUCGCUUGGCCUAUGUCCUAAUAUGAUGUAUAAUGCCACAGAGUAUGCUGGUACUUAGUUGAAAAUAGAAAAUGUCAGUUGAAAAUAAAAAUGUCUCAGAACAGAAGAUUCAGGUCUGUGUCAGUUUAAAUUAUGUAGCCUAUCAAGAGAAAGGGGAGUGGAAUAAUUCACUUGCAUAUACUCUUAUCACAGAGGUGUGGUCAUUAUUUGAUAUACAUUAAAUAUGAAUAGGUUUUGUGGUAAUUUUUUAUGUUUUUUUUCUAAACUACAAUCUUCUCCUUAAUUACAAAUUCAGUAGGUACUUGUGGUUACUGCCUUUAGUUCAUUUGUUCAUUCUAGUCACCAGGUUUAAUAUUUCUCUCUACAUUCCACUAACUACUAAUAUGUUAUCAAGUGUAUUGCAGUAACUACCUUUUCAGAGUUGAGGUCUCUGCCUUAAUACAUUUUUUAAGAACAAGAUUUACAGAGGUCAUCUUCAUUCUGGAUUUGAAAAUUGGCUUUUCAAGAAUAUUGCCAUUAUAGAAUAGUGAUUAAUAAUCCAUUUAGUACAAAGUGCAAAAUCUUGAGUAUUGAAAUGUAGUAGAUGGAAGUGAAAUAUCUUGGUACUUUAAGAAUCUCCUUUGUUCUAUAAAGCUUUUAGUUAUAUAGUAUUUUUCACUUUAUGUAAUAUUUUACAAUAACUUUAUCAUAGAUUAGAUAUCUUUAUGGUUGAUGUUGGUCAUUAAUAAACUGAGCAGUGUAAAGCACUAUUAAUGAUGAUGAUCUGCUGCUGAAAUUUGAGUGAUCCCUGAGGUUAGCCCUGUUGCUAUUUUCUUAUUGUGAAAAGAAUUUUAUGAAAGCUUACUUUGAAUUUUGUUGUUUAUUCAUUACAUUCUCAGAGUUAUAGUGCAAGAUCAAGUAUUUAAUUAUAAAAUGCAGGACAGUAGUCUACUUUUAUUUUAAAGACAAGGUUAUAUGUUUGAUUGGGAAUUUUGUUAAAUUUAUGUCUGCCUGUCCUUUUUCCAUCAUGAUUUGUAGGGUAUACCUUAUUCUUGGCCGCAUGGGACUCACUGACAUAUUAGAUGUAUAAAAUUACGUAUGCCAAAAUAUUUUGGGAUAAAAACACCACAGUUUAUGUUCUUCAGCACUCCUGAAUCAGCAAACUGCAGAUACCACAACUCUUCAUUGUGGUCAAAAUGUUUCAUAUGACUAUAUUUUGUAUCCUAUUAGUAAUCAUUUUGUUUUUUUAUGAAGCAGUACCCUGCAUGGGGUUUUCAUGUAUUAUGUCCAUUUAUAAUAUUGUAUUUCAUUUUUCAUGAAGCAGUACCUUAAAAAGGGGUUUAUACUUUUAAUCCAUAUUUUAUUUUUCAUAAAGGAAUGGACAUCCUGUACAUAAGUUACCACUUACAGUGCAUCUUAUGUGACAAACUUGUAGAUGGUACUAAAUGUUCUUUGCGGUGUCCCUUCAGCCAGGAACUACAUUACUUCAUGUUUCUUAUUUUUCAUCUGUUCCAUACAAUUUCUGCCUACUUAACUGUCCAACUUCUUUAACUUUGUCAUACCAAUUUUCACUUUUCAUUUAACAAUCAUUAAGCAAGUUCUGUGAGUCUAGAAAUUUGAUUUGUUGGCUUUGUUAAACUAAUUUACAUAAGUAUUACAAAGUAGUAAGCUAUAUUUAAUUAAUUUUUGUCCAACAGUUAUUAUGUAUGUCACUUUAAUUCAUUCUUAAAAUGUUACAUGCUG
Macrobrachium nipponense is the source of this 4982-nucleotide messenger RNA. Its product is annotated as transmembrane protein 8B-like. Gene Ontology annotation, cellular component: membrane. The transcript is spliced from 7 exons. Bases 110 to 1321 code for a protein of 403 amino acids. The record is from RefSeq and is a predicted model, not a curated record. NCBI's taxonomy places the organism in Eukaryota, Metazoa, Arthropoda, Malacostraca, Decapoda, Palaemonidae.